This is a messenger RNA of Entamoeba invadens IP1, 648 nucleotides long. RefSeq names its product Floral homeotic protein AGAMOUS, putative. Gene Ontology annotation, biological process: regulation of transcription by RNA polymerase II. The record is from RefSeq and is a predicted model, not a curated record. The coding region runs from base 1 to 648 and encodes 215 amino acids. NCBI's taxonomy places the organism in Eukaryota, Evosea, Mastigamoebida, Endamoebidae. The transcript has 2 exons. Gene Ontology annotation, molecular function: RNA polymerase II cis-regulatory region sequence-specific DNA binding; protein dimerization activity; DNA-binding transcription factor activity, RNA polymerase II-specific.
AUGGGACGUAACAAAAUCAAAAUAGAGAAGAUAGAUAACGAAAGAAAGAGACAGACCACAUUCCAGAAACGCCGUCAUGGGCUUAUUAAAAAAGCCAUGGAACUCAGUAUAUUAUGUGAUUGCCAAGUUUCUUUGAUGGUAUUUAAAGAUGAGAAGUUGGUUGUAUACAGCACUUCUGAUAUUAAAAAGACUCUAUUAGAGUUUGUCCAAUUCAAAAACAAAUUUGUUUCAUUUUCGAACGAUGACUAUAAUAACGUGACUGAAAAUAUGAUCGACAUCGAACAACCUGAAAAACCACAACAAGACAAACAGCCCGACAAACCCGAAGCGUCACCUUCACAACAAUUAUUCCCACCAAUACCUCAACAACAACAAGAACAACAAAGAGGACAACCAAGACCAGACUAUGCCCCACCGCCACAGUACAGUGACAGAAGAGAUUAUCAACAAAUCGACCAAAGGAAACAAAAGGAUAAGAAAGAACAAUUCAGAGGCGCUCAACAAGACGGUUUUACCUUUGGGAGGGUCGAAGAAUAUCGCGACGGAUCCCCUUCACAAGAUGGAUUUUAUCAACGACAACCCAUUAAAAGAGAACCACAGAACGACCCGGGGUUAAUACCGAAAGACAAACGACUUUCGCCAGAGUGA